UGCCAGGCGGGGCGGUCUUGGCGGCUCCGCCAGGCCGAGGCUUCCCGGCCGCAGUCUCGGGUGAGCGUGUUCCCCCUGUAGAGGUGACAUGCGGCCCUCAGCCUCCGGUCUGGCCGCGAGCGACGGCGAAGACGGCGCGGACAGCACCCCGCUCUUGCGGGGCGCGCCGCGGGCCGGUGCGGCUCCAGUGUGCUGCUCUGCACGUUACAAGUUAGCAUUUUUGUCCUUUUUCGGUUUCUUCGUUCUCUAUGCUUUGCGCGUGAACCUGAGUGUGGCGUUGGUGGAAAUGGUAGAUUCAAAUACAACUGCAGCAAACAACAGAACCUCCAAGGAGUGUGCAGAGCAUCCAUCACUUCUAAAGGUGCCUCAUAAUCAAACGGGUAAGAGGUAUGCGUGGGAUGCGGAAACUCAAGGAUGGAUUCUCGGUGCUUUUUUCUAUGGCUACAUCAUCACACAGAUCCCUGGAGGGUAUUUUGCCAGCAAAAUGGGCGGAAAGCUGCUGCUCGGGUACGGGAUCCUCGGCACCGCUCUCUUCACACUGCUGACGCCCAUUGCUGCAGAUUUAGGUGCCGUGCCACUCAUUGUGCUCAGAGCACUGGAAGGACUGGGGGAGGGUGUCACCUUCCCAGCCAUGCACGCCAUGUGGUCUUCAUGGGCUCCUCCACUUGAAAGAAGCAAACUUCUCAGCAUCUCAUAUGCAGGAGCACAGCUUGGAACAGUGAUUUCACUUCCUCUCUCUGGAAUAAUUUGCUACUAUAUGAAUUGGACUUAUGUCUUCUAUUUUUUUGGUAUACUCGGAAUAUUUUGGUUUAUUUUGUGGAUCUGGAGAGUUAGUGACACACCAGAAACACACAAGACAAUCUCCAGUCAUGAAAAGGACUACAUCACUUCAUCAUUAAAAAGUCAGCUCUCUUCGCAGAAGUCGGUGCCCUGGAUUCCCAUUCUAAAAUCACUGCCACUCUGGGCUAUUGUCGUGGCACAUUUUUCUUAUAAUUGGACUUUCUAUACUUUAUUGACAUUGCUGCCUACUUACAUGAAGGAGAUCCUGAGGUUCAAUGUUCAAGAGAACGGGUUUUUGUCUGCACUGCCUUACUUUGGCUGUUGGUUAUGCAUGAUCCUGUCUGGUCAGACUGCUGACAGCUUAAGGGCAAAAUGGAAGUUUUCAACUGUAUGUGUUCGCAAAUCUUUCACACUUGCUGGAAUGAUUGGGCCUGCGGUGUUCCUGGUGGCUGCUGGAUUUAUAGGCUGUGACUAUUCUUUGGCUGUCGCAUUCCUGACUAUUUCAACAACCCUGGGAGGCCUUUGCUCUUCUGGAUUUAGCAUCAACCAUCUGGACAUUGCUCCUUCGUAUGCCGGAAUCCUGCUGGGCAUCACCAAUACGUUCGCCACCAUCCCAGGCAUGGUCGGGCCUGUCAUCGCCAAGAGUCUGACCCCUAACGAUACCAUUAGCGAAUGGCAAACCGUUUUCUAUAUUGCUGCUGCUAUUAAUGUAUUUGGGGCCAUUUUCUUCACACUGUUCUCCAAAGGUGACGUGCAGACCUGGGCUGUCAGUGAUUACCAUGGACACAGAAACUGAGGACACCAGGAAAGGCUCCUCCUCCUGUCUCCAUUAUUCUGUAUCAUGUUAUCUCCAAGUGCCUUUGUAUUCUAAUGUGUAAGAAUUCCAUAUACAGGGCCAGGGAUUUAGCUCAGCAGUAUAAGCGCCUGCCUGGCAAGUGCAAGGUCCUGAGUUUGAUUCCCAGUACCCAAAAAAAACAUAAACCAGUACCUGUAUUCAAUUUCUAAGGCUUGUAAUCAUGAAAUGUCACUGGUUUCCAGAUUAGUAAAAUUAGCUCUUUUUAAUUAAUACAUAUCUGCUGGACCUGGACCUUAUACUUUCCGUUCCAUACUGCUCACAAGCCAGGCUGCAUUAUGAAGUAGGAAACUUCCGACGUCAAGGCCACAGUUCGGGGAAUGAGACACGGUGACCCCUAGUACCUUUGCUUAAUUCAGCCCGCAGGUCCUGGUCAGCACCUGCUUGGCCACUUUCCUCAUACAAUUUACUAUCGGAUCUGGCUCCCUGGAUGACGCCAGCAGAUGCCCGCACUCCGACCCUUGCCUCAUGGACCCUGGCCAGCAUCCAUCGGAACAGCCUAGCGUCUGUGGCCUUUCUCCCGGGUUGCCUGUGUGGUAGCUUCCGGCUGCCGGAAGCUGUGCGGCCGCAGUGCAGAUGGCGCUUCAGGCUCCUCGCCCUGGCCCUGGACACCCAUCACAGGUGUCCCGGACUGAAGCUACAGGCCCAGGGUCAAAGGAGGUGUUUCAGUUAAACAUUUUGAACUUUAAUUUCACUUUUUUCAUCUUCCUCCAUGCGGACUCCUGGUUAGCUACCUGCAGCCCUGAGGGGCAGCAGCACCGUGGCCGAGCACCCAGACAGCAGUCAAAGGCUCGGGUGUGCUCCCCAGCACUGUGGAGAUCACACGAAUGAAGUGCAGGUGGCUUUCCGAGGCCACACACCUGAGGCCAGUAUAACCAUCUUUAUUCUUGACUCCUAAAAUCAUAUUUUUGCAGCUUUUUUCCUGAAACCUCUGACUGUUGAGAAUACCUGUGGGGUUUACAUGGAUUCAAAACUUGAUUUAUAUUUUGUUGUGUUUGCUCAACACUAUCUGUAACAUUUUAAUGAAUUAAAACUUUAAUGUAAUACAAUGUAAAUAUAUUUAUGUAAAUUUAUUUUUAAAUCUGUAAAUAUCAAUUGCUUUAAGUUGCUAUGAUGAUAUUUCUUUUAUAAAUCAGAAUAAACCUUAUGGAUUGACCUCAGGCUCCAACA
Messenger RNA from Cavia porcellus (domestic guinea pig), 2803 nucleotides. It is a transcript of the gene Slc17a5, whose product is annotated as solute carrier family 17 member 5. Gene Ontology annotation, cellular component: membrane. Gene Ontology annotation, molecular function: transmembrane transporter activity. Gene Ontology annotation, biological process: transmembrane transport; monoatomic anion transport. NCBI's taxonomy places the organism in Eukaryota, Metazoa, Chordata, Mammalia, Rodentia, Caviidae. The transcript has 11 exons. The record is from RefSeq and is a predicted model, not a curated record. Bases 89 to 1576 code for a protein of 495 amino acids.